Poecilia reticulata (guppy) is the source of this 3938-nucleotide messenger RNA. Lineage: Eukaryota; Metazoa; Chordata; Actinopteri; Cyprinodontiformes; Poeciliidae. The record is from RefSeq and is a predicted model, not a curated record.
UGUAUAAAUACGUCGUUAUUAAGAGAGGGCUACAAUUGGGAAAAAAAAUAAUGAGAAUUGAUACAAGCUUGGUGAUGUUGGAGUAAAACGCUUAGAAUAUGGUCUACAUAGAGCGGGAUAUUGCAGGCUUUUGAAGCAAUGGCAUCCUCAUUUGCAAAUUAUGCAUAACAGUGCUUUGCAUGAGUAUUUAUAUCUCUUGAGCUUUUUUCUUUUUGCCACGUUACGGCCACAAUUUGUUUUUCGUAGAAUUUUUAAUUGUGAAACGGAAAAAUAAAUGGGUUUUGCUGGAGUAUUUAGGUCUUUACCGGUCUGUCUUCGCGGAAUAGCUCAGACAGCAGGCAGAUCGGUUGGAAGAGGGACGUCAACUUUAAAUCUCGCCACAGCUUUUUGGGUGUAGGUCUAGGCUUUGACUAGGCCUUUGUAGAACAGGCAUAUGCUUUGAUGUAAACUGUCCCACUGAAGUUCUGGCUGUAUGUUUAGGGUCCAGUCUGAAGAGACUCUGCUCUGGUCUCAAAGCUUUUGCAGCUUCUGAAGCGCCACCACGCUUUUAAUGUGUGAACCGGGUUGUUAAGGGUGCUGGUUUUUAAAAGGAUGUCGUUCCGUAGAGGUGUGGUCCGGCAGAGCAAGUUUCGCCACGUCUUCGCUCAGGCCUGGAAGGCCGAGCACUGCCUCGACGACGUCAGAGUGUCCCGGGUGACAUGGGACGGUCCACUCUGCGCGGUCAACCCCAAGUUCAUCGCGGUCAUCAUCGAAGCGGGGGGAGGAGGCGCCUUCCUCGUCGUUCCGAUCGGCAAGAGCGGCAGAAUCGACCAGUCCUGCCCCACGGUCUGCGGACACGCGGCGCCUGUGUUGGACAUCCAGUGGUGUCCCCAUGACGACAACAUCAUCGCAAGUGCCUCAGAGGACUGCACAGUGAAGGUGUGGCAGAUCCCCGACGGCGGGCUGACCAGCCCGAUGACUGACCCGAUUGUGACCCUGGAGGGCCACAGUAAAAGAGUGGGAAUCCUGGCUUGGCACCCUUGUGCCUUCAACAUCCUACUGACUGCAGGCUGCGAUAACGUGGUUUUUGUGUGGAACGUGGGCACGGGCGAACUCGUGUACCAGCUCGCCGACGCCCAUCCGGACCUGAUCUACAGCGUCAGCUGGAAUAAGGACGGCAGCGCCGUGUGCACUGUGUGCAAGGACAAGGCCCUGCGCAUCAUCGACCCACGCCGCGGCGCUGUCCUGAAGGUCAGAGAAAAGGUCCAUGAUGGUACAAGGCCCAUGAGAGCCGUCUUCCUCGCCGAUGGGAAAAUUUUGACCACGGGCUUCAGCCGGAUGAGUGAGAGGCAGCUCGCUUUGUGGGACGCAAAAGAUCUCUCUGAGCCAAUGGCUGUACAAGAAAUGGACACAAGUAACGGAGUUCUCCUUCCCUUUUAUGACCCCGACACAAACAUGGUGUACCUCUGUGGGAAGGGUGACUGCACCAUCCGGUACUUUGAAGUGACAGACGAGUCUCCCUACGUUCACUUCCUGAGUUUAUACAGCAGUAAGGAGCCUCAGAGAGGCGCGGGGUUUCUCUGUAAAAGAGGCGUGGAUGUCAACAAGUGUGAAAUUGCCAGGUUCUACAAGCUGCAUGAAAGGAAAGUGGAACCCAUUUCUAUGACUGUACCACGUAAAUCAGAUCUCUUCCAGGGAGACCUUUACCCAGACACUGCAGGCCUGGAGCCGGCUCUGCUGGCAGACGAAUGGAUCGCGGGACAGGACGCGGCGCCCCUGCUCAUCUCUCUGAGCGGAGGGUACGCGGCUCCUCCCUCCAAACACAGAGACACCCUCAGAAGCAAGCCCAAGCUCAGCUCUCAGGACUCCGGGGCCGGGGGCGCCGCCACGGCAGCAACCGUAGCGGCCACUCCCACACCUACGCCUACGCCUACCUCUGCCGCCAAGGAGGUGGAAGAAGAAACGCCGCAGCCACGGGCGACCGCGAGGGAGACGGAUGGAAAUACCGAGAGGCCGAGGAGAGAGGAUGAAAUGUUGAGCGAACUGUUAGCGGAGAUGAAGGCCCUACGGGCGGUCGUGCUCGCUCAGAACCAGAGAAUCGAGCUGCUGGAGAGGCAGCUCGCCCGGAUCGAAGACGGCGACGUGUGAGGAGGCGUAAAACUCACCGCACACCCGAAGAAGCGAUAGACUGUAGCCUCACUAGUCUUAACAAUACCUUCUUAUUGCUUUGUGAGUGUAAAAAACUGUGUGUAAAGACUGUGAAUCACAGUGGCUUCCAGCUGCUGUGAUUAAGGCUGUACUUCCCAGAUGAUUUUUCUUUUUUAGUAAAUAACGGUGUCAUCUGCAUAGAGUGAAAUUUAUAGCAAAACUAAAAGGAUCUUGUAGCAGUUAUUGGAUCUUGCAACUUUGAGCUUUUUAAAAAUAAAAAAUAAAAAAAAUAAUGCUUUGAUUCUGCAAGACUAGAGGAGUUACAACGAUAUGACUCUAAACUGACUCUGACUUUAACGCAAAAGUUCAUAAUAGGCGUAAUGUGGAGCUCUGCUGACUCGGUUGAAGGUUGCCAAUUUAUAGCAAAGCAUCUAAUUACCUCCAAUAUGUGUGUUUUCCUGGCGGACAUUCAUAAACGUCACCUUUAGGGCUUAUUAUUCAGGUAGUUAGAGGUGCAAAAGUGUCGAGUCGCGGCUCAAAGUUCUACAUGACUUGGGCUUUGUUCUCCCUCCGUUUUCUAUAGUUUGCUCUGUUCAAAUGUACGAACCCAAAAUCUCAAUGAACAAACAGUGAGAACCACGUGAGCGAUGAGCGGUGAGAAAGUUGUGGAGUGUUUAUGUGUAGUUUCAUCCCGUGUUGUGGCAGUAAAGGAAACGGUCGAGCGCUGGUGAUUUUGUGUGCUAAGAACAGCGGCUGUGUUUUAUGGGUCCCUUUGAGGUUAAGCGUUUGAUUGAAAUUACACAUACGCAUUUAUAGCAGUUUCAGUCAACAGCAAUUUAACAUGACACUAUUUUUCCUUUUGGUUUCAGCAAAACACGCAUCAAUAUGCAAAUAUGCGAGGCACUUUUAGUUCCGUUUGUUUCGUUUUAGUCGUACUUUUGUGAAUGUUCUUUAUUUAGAGGCAUUACUGUGUGUUUUACGUAGCAGUCAGUUGUAUAAUAACAUUACAUUCCAGUUGAGCCCUUUAAUACUUUAAUUCUAAUUAUGCACUGACCUCUUAACACUGCUACGAACAACGGGUUCGGCCAGACAACGGUGUAACGAUCGACUCGACUUUGUUUCAUGUUUUGUACGAAAAAGCCUUUCGGUUUACACUAAUGUUCCCUUCGUGGUCAAGUGUUUGUGAUCAGUUCUAGCUCUGAUUACCCUUGAAAAUACUGUGUUUGAGUGUGGUAAUUGUUAAAUAGAUGAUGAAUGGACUUUGUUUUUAACCCAACUUGUCAUUCUUAAUAAAAUAUCCCAUACAAUAUGUGUCUGGUUAAGAGAGUACAAUAUUAUUCUUUAGCUUGUUGCCUCACUGCAGUUCAUUUCACCUUAAAGCCGACUGAGUGCAAAUAAACAGUAGCGUGCGCUGCCGUGAUAAAGAUAAACUUGAGAAGAUUUUCUGGAUUAAGUGGAAUGUUAUCUGCAUCGAGUGAAAUUUAUAGAAAAAAACUGAAAGAGCUUGUUUUUUUUUUGCUACGAAUUUGAGCUUUUAAAGUCAAUGCUUUGAGUUUUCAGCAUUAUUUUGAGCUGAUCCUGACAUCCAAAGUGUGUUAUUCUUCUUUCUCUGACAUCUGCUUCAUCUCUCUAGCGGUUAUUUGAUGGUGCUACUUGAACUUUUUCAAACAAAUACUUGGAUACUGCAUAGAUUAGAACAAAAAGGUAAAAAAUUAACAACUUAGAAUUUGAUUAUUUGUGCUGUCAAGUACUCAUUACAUUAUUUCCUCUCAUUUCCAGAAAUAAAUGUCACCACUAUUCUGGUAAUUUUA